This is a messenger RNA of Helianthus annuus (common sunflower), 510 nucleotides long. Its product is annotated as protein FAM133-like. Lineage: Eukaryota; Viridiplantae; Streptophyta; Magnoliopsida; Asterales; Asteraceae. The transcript is spliced from 3 exons. The record is from RefSeq and is a predicted model, not a curated record. Bases 1 to 510 code for a protein of 169 amino acids.
AUGGCGUCAUCGAGAGAUAAUUUGAAGGUUUACCUUCGAGUUUCUGAAAAGAAAUCUGUAUCUCAAAACCCUAAAUCAUCAAAGAAGCCAAAAACAUCAUCAGUUGAAGAAAACAUCGAUCAACAAGGAAACAUUAGCCGAAAAUCAACAAUGAAACAACAAACUAGUAGAAAACGCAAAGAGAUUUCUGAUAAUGAUAAAAAACAAGAGGAAAAAAAAAGGAGAAGAAAGAAAGUGGUGAUAGAAUCUUCAGAAGAUACAGAUUCUGUUUCAAAAGAUGAAAAUUCUAGUCGAGCUAUAGUUCUGCAUACUUCUGAACAACAACAAGUAAAUUCAGAUGAUGAUUUUGUUGAUCCACCACCAAGAGUGAAACAGACAAAAUAUCAGAAGAAGGAAAAGGCAGAACCAAAAACAAAGAGAUCAUUGAAGAAAGAUAAAACAGAAGAACAGCCAGAAGAACAACUAGAAGAACAACCAUAUUACGAUUACGACGGAAAAAAAUCAACAUAA